AUGUCACUGCCGAUCGCCGUCGUAGCCGGCAUUGCCGCCGGUGGAGCCGCCUUGCUCCUCGCGGUGGCCGUGGCGAUCGCGCUCUGGUGUCGGGCGCGCCUCAGGGCCAGGCGUAACCGGACCUCUGAAACCGGCUCCUCCGACCCUUCCACCUUAGUGGAGUGGGGCAAGGGGGGCAGAAGCUCCUCGGCGCCGGAGCACCAGGGCGCGAGGCACUUCUCCUUGGAGGAGCUGGCGCUGGCGACCAACGACUUCAGCGAGGCCAACCUGGUCGGCGCCGGGAGCUUCGGCUUGGUCUACAAGGGGUUGCUUCUUGAUGGCUCCGUUGUCGCCAUCAAGAGGCGCAUAGGAGCACCCAGGCAGGAGUUUGCUGACGAGGUUAGGAGGCUUUCAGAGAUUUUUCAUCGGAAUAUCGUAACCCUCAUCGGUUCUUGCCAGGAAGCGGGUCUACAAAUGCUAGUGUUUGAAUUCUCGCCCAAUGGCAAUGUCUCUAGCCAUCUAUAUGAUUCAGGGAAAGGCUUUGCGACACGGCUUGAGUUCAAACAAAGGCUCGCAAUAGCCAUUGGUGCAGCAAAAGGUCUGAAUCAUCUGCAUUCUCUUAUGCCUCCUUUGAUCCACAAGAAUUUCAAGACGAGCAAUGUACUGGUUGAUGAAAAUUUCAUUGCAAAGGUGGCUGAUGCUGGACUUGUUAGGUUGAUUAGAGGAUAUGAAGAUGUCGGUUCAUCACAUGGGUUUAGCAGCAGUGUCUACCAAGACCCUGAGGCACACUCGGUGGCACAGUUAUCUGAAAGCAGCGACGUCUACAGCUUUGGAGUGUUCCUUUUGGAGCUAAUUACUGGCAGAGAAGCUGCUAGCUUGGCGCCUCAAGAAUCCAGAGAAUCUCUGGCCCAAUGGCUGGAAGCAAAGUUCAGUUCAAAUGAACUGAUUGACCCAAGGUUAGGUGGCGGUUUCACAUCGGAAGGUAUGAAAGAAUUUGUUGGCCUUGCUUUCCAGUGCCUGAACCCAUCCUCCAGAAGGCGACCGAAGAUGAGGCUGGUUGCGGCUGAGCUAGACCAGAUUCUGGAGACGGAGAUGUCCAUGACAACAAUAAUGGGCGAUGGAACCUCCAUCAUCACCCUUGGGAGCCAACUCUUCACGUCUUGAAGACGAAAGAUUGAUUGCAUGUCUGGUAUUUGAUGACAUGAUGAUUGUUUGUAGAGUCUAGCAGCUGUUGGUUAUGAUAAGUUGUACAGGCUCCGUGUUGCUGCGAAUUGAAUUACCAUGUAUGGUUGUUUUUUAGGCUUAUCAUGGUUAUAAUUAUUAUUUGGUAGGAGAGGCAAGAAGAAAUAGAGCUGUAUGUAUAUUUCUUUUUCUUCCUCCGAUUUUCUUUCAAUGAAAUUGUAUGUAGUU
This is a messenger RNA of Lolium rigidum, 1389 nucleotides long. Its product is annotated as probable leucine-rich repeat receptor-like protein kinase At5g49770. The transcript has 7 exons. Gene Ontology annotation, molecular function: ATP binding; protein kinase activity. NCBI's taxonomy places the organism in Eukaryota, Viridiplantae, Streptophyta, Magnoliopsida, Poales, Poaceae. Gene Ontology annotation, biological process: protein phosphorylation. Bases 1 to 1143 code for a protein of 380 amino acids. The record is from RefSeq and is a predicted model, not a curated record.